UGUCAAAUUACCAUUAUCAUCAAUGUUUAUCAAUUUCCUUCUAUAGAUACUACUAAAUAAAUAACAAUAAAAAUCAAUUGUAUUGUAAUGUAAUCAACUUGCAUUGUCAUUUUUAAUACAUUUUUGGAAUACAUGACACAGUCAUUGCGGUGAUUGUCUGCGUAGCAACGCUACCGAGAGUAGUUGUAGUCAUUCAGAUUGCUCGAUAUGCUACGGAUGCGUGAUACAGAAGUCGAAAUGAAAUAUACAAAGAUAUUAUUCUUAGUGCUGUUAUAUAAGUACCUUAAAAAGUUUCGACAUGUAGGUAUCAGGAAAUUUCGGAGCUGCGGACUGCCUGGCGGGUUUACCGGGGCUCCGGCUUGAAAAGCAGGAGUAGGAACGGGGUGGUUUUUAGUCAGUUAAAGUCUGACACUCCCUCUCGCCGCGUAUAAGGCGAAAGAAGUCAUUGAAUGACUUUCCCCCUUAAAAAAGGUAACAGGAAAUUGUAGAGUCACUGACAUCAAGUAUGGUACCAACUGGUAUGACGUGUAAAUUGAAGUAAGUUUCUUAUCAACAUGUCAAUUAGAUCGCUAACCGCCUUCGUAAAUUAUUGUUAUGUUCAAGAAAAUAGAUAUGAAUGUUAUAUAAAUUCGCACACGAAGAACCUUCCUUACAGGACUCACCACAAUGACUUUUAAGGUAAACAUAUUGAGCGCUUUUCUCUUCGUCUGUUUGGUCGGGUCCAUCCAUUCAGCAAGAAUUAAGCGGGAUGAUGAUGUGUCCACAACACCUUCGGACCCUGCAACCAGCGAGACCCCACCACCCAGCAGCUCUUCCACCAAGUCUCCACUAGAUGUGAGCGCCAUAUUUGAUAACUUUGGCCAGAUAUUCCCAGCCAAUAACUCUCCAAAUUGGAUGCAAGGUGCCAGUUCCUGGUUCAAUAACUUACCCAACUGGUUUGGUGGUCAGUAACUUUAUUUGUCAGAUCUAAACAUUUAUUGAAUUUUCAUAUAUUGAAGAAGGUUGAUUUGUACGUAUUAUAUCCACCAUACAAGGAUUUCUUGUAAUAAAUAGUAAAUGAUAA
This is a messenger RNA of Spodoptera frugiperda (fall armyworm), 1063 nucleotides long. RefSeq lists its product as uncharacterized. Bases 667 to 951 code for a protein of 94 amino acids. The transcript has 2 exons. The record is from RefSeq and is a predicted model, not a curated record. NCBI's taxonomy places the organism in Eukaryota, Metazoa, Arthropoda, Insecta, Lepidoptera, Noctuidae.